Toxotes jaculatrix (banded archerfish) is the source of this 1950-nucleotide messenger RNA. RefSeq names its product carnitine deficiency-associated gene expressed in ventricle 3 (gene cdv3). NCBI's taxonomy places the organism in Eukaryota, Metazoa, Chordata, Actinopteri, Toxotidae. The transcript is spliced from 5 exons. Bases 239 to 922 code for a protein of 227 amino acids. Gene Ontology annotation, cellular component: cytoplasm. The record is from RefSeq and is a predicted model, not a curated record.
GGGAACGGUACAGAUUUGUCAAAUAGUCCGUGCAUGGCAUGGUUGACAGGAUAGCUAACAACUCGUUUGGAGAACCAGGGUGGACGUUUUUAUCAGCCUGAAACAGAAGUUAAAGUGCCAGAAUAAGGAGUAACUCCGAGUCCUGUGACCGUUUGACCGGCUGUCCUCACUUCGCGAGAGCCGAUUUUCACAUUUGUCAUUGCUCGGUUUGCUAACUACUUACCGUUGCUCUUUGAAAAUGGCGGAUGUACCAACGGAGAAGAGCCUGGACGAUUUCUUUGCCAAGCGGGAUAAAAAGAAGAAGAAAGAGAAAGGAAAGGGCAAGGAGUCCACCGCGGGGCCCACGUCGGCUGCGGUGAAAAAGACCAAGAGGGAGAAGGAGAAAUCGGCGAAAAACGAGAAUCAGGACGCACAGAUUGAGAAGGAGGACGAGGAAUGGAAAGAGUUUGAGCAGAAAGAAGUGGACUACAGCGGGCUUCGGCUCCAAGCUUUACAAAUAAGUGACGAGAAGGAGGAGGAGGAGUAUGAGAAGGAGGAGGUUGGUGAGGACGGAGAGAUCAUUCUGGUCAGUGGAGACAAAGUGUCGGGGCCCUGGAACAAAUCUGGAGCUGCUCCUCCUGCUGCGCCUGUUGAGGAUGAAGAGGUGCCUGAGGCAAAGCCUGCUGGUGUCUAUCGCCCUCCAGGGGCUCGGCUGUCCACCACCAAACGAGGUCACAACCAGGGUCCUCCUGAGAUCUUCAGUGACGCACAGUUCCCAUCUCUACUGGCCACCGCCAAGCAUGUGGAGACACGCAAGGACAGAGAAAUGGAGAAGACAUUUGAGGUUGUCAAACACAGGAACCGUGGUAGAGAGGAGACCAGUGGGGCUUCUUUGCAGCACUUGCAGCUUGACAACCAGUACGCCAUCCUGGGAGAUAAAUAGAGCCGCUCCCCUCCGUCCCCUGGCUCCUCCAGCACGGUCCUGCCCAGCCCCUUGAAGGAAGCUGUACCUCCAGCUGUGUGGACUGCAGUUCUGACAGAGCUCACGCUGCCACCAUCACCACACUGGUUACUCACACAAACACACAGCCUUGUAUAUACACACACAGACACACACACACUCAUUCAUACACAGCACUGCCACUGCAGCACAUACACGUUCAGUGACACUCCCUCUAAAAAGAUCAGUAACACACUAUACAUUCAUUUGGUUGGCAUACCUGAAGGACUGCAUCUGAAGGGGCUGUUGAAAGAGGGAAUAAUUGAAAAGGAAUUAGCAAAAUACACCCAAACGUACAACACUGCAGCAGCAACAAGAGACAACGUAGUUGUCCUUUGUGAAUUGUACUCAGAGCAGCAGUUGUGUGGUGGCAACUUCUCUCUGGACUUCAACUUGCUUCAAUAAAGCCACAGAGGAUUGAAGACUUUAGGCAAGAUGAUUUUACAAACUUCUGUGAAAAAUAUCUAUUUUUUUGCAAGAUUGCUAUAAACCAAUCGCACAUUGUUAUUUUGGGGUGUGUUUUUGAGUUGCGGUUGGGGCUUUGGGGGUGGGGAAACUACCUCGGCAGCACAGCUGGUGGUGACCAUGUGGACUGAGCUUUUUUCCGCUGUGGUGGUGAACGGGGCAAACACCAACCCCCCUCCCCUCUCCCCCCCCACCUACAUACAAGCUGGCCAUCAGGCUCUUUUGAUUUAGAAACUUGAAGCUUUGUUUUUUGUCCUUCAUGAUGAUGAUGAUGACACUGCAAAGAUCUAUGGACAAGAAGCGAUAGGUUGUGGUCCUCAUUUAGAAUUUCUAUAUAAAGUGGCCUUACUGAUGGAGAGAAACUGCUUUGUCAUCCGAAGAGAACUUUGCUUGUUGUCUCACGGGCUGUUGCCUGCCUCUGGAUCUCACCACUUUGUGGGAAAAAAACAAACAAAAAAAAAACAUACAAAAGACAAAAAAUCCUUUGGUUCAAGAAUGUAGUGCUG